UUUGACUCUGCAUGUGAGUGGCAAGAUGAAGGUGUUGCACAUGCUGCUUGCUGCAGCUUUCAGCAUCCUCACUUUUAAUGCCGCAUAUGGAGAGGAAAUCAUCAAUGGCAAGAAAGCCAAGAAGAACACCCUGAUGUACAUGGUAUCUGUGCAGUUGAACAACAAGCACAUAUGUGGAGGAUUCCUCAUAAACCCCAGCUACGUGCUCACUGCUGCCCACUGUGACGAAUCGUGCGAUCAACUCAGUGUGGUCCUUGGGACGCAGAACAUCGAUCCGAACAGGGAUAAUCUGAGAAAAUAUGUGGAAACAAAGUAUAAACACCCAUCAUUUAAGAACGUCAGUUUGGGGUUUGACAUCAUGCUUCUGAAGCUUUCAGACAAAGUCAAACUGAGUAAAGCUGUGAAGACCAUCAAAAUCCCAAGCAAGAAGAAACCAGUCAAGCCCAAAACCAAGUGCCAGGUUGCAGGAUGGGGACGAAGUGAAACCCAGAAAGUGGUGAAUGACCUGCUGGUGGCUGAUGUUUCAACCAUAAAUAUCACAGAAUGUAAGAAGCAGUGGAAUAAAGUGGACGUGAAACUCCCAGCUGACAUCAUGUGUGCAGGAGGCUACAAAACCAAAAGCGGAGCAUGCAAGGGUGAUUCUGGUGGGCCUCUGGUGUGCCGUGGUGUUGCAGUGGGCAUCGUGUCCUUCAAUCAUAAAAAGAACUGUGACUAUCCAAAUGUGCCUAAUGUCUAUACUGAGAUUUCAGCAUACACAGACUGGAUUAUGAAAGUGAUAAAGGGAGAUAGUUAAGAUGUUUUUGUACUUGUUUUUUUUUUUACGUCAAGUGAUUGUAUAAAAUUUGUAUUCUCUAAUUACUGUUACAAGUAAUGUCUGAUGCUUCUUCUUUUUUUAAAGCUUUCUGUAAAAAGCUCAAUUUUGUAUGGCUACUGCCUCAUAUAGAGGCUGUAGCCACUAUGCCAUCGUGUUGUAAGAAUGUAAGAAUGAGUGUAACAGUCACGCACUGUGCAUGCGCAUAUAGUUGUUCCUAUUAAAAUGACCAGUGAGUGUAUACAAUUUAGCUCACCAUUCGAAAUAAAUGGAAAAGACUAAAGAAAUCA
Molecule: messenger RNA, 1101 nt
Organism: Neoarius graeffei (lesser salmon catfish)
Lineage: Eukaryota; Metazoa; Chordata; Actinopteri; Siluriformes; Ariidae
Product: kallikrein-7-like
Exons: 5
Coding region: 26-793 (255 amino acids)
Biological process (GO): proteolysis
Molecular function (GO): serine-type endopeptidase activity
Source: RefSeq, a predicted model, not a curated record